AUGUCAAGUGUGUUUUGCAAGUUGACAAAUUAUGGAAGACAUGGAAUCUUUAUUGAUGAACAAAUGAGGAUGCAACUUUUCAAGUUAAACGAAAUUAGAGCGACCAAGCUUGUAAAAUUCCCAUUUGAUGUUAGCUUUGGAAACUAUGUGUACAAUUGGAUCAAGGAAAUUGGUCGGAAGAACAGGGAACUUCGUCAUGCCUUGGAAUAUGUUGAUUUUCCUCAUGAAAAAAUACGUUGGACAAAGUUAUAUCAGUGUAGUAAAUCUAAGGACAAAAAGCGAACUUUGAUGGUGCGCCCUUGCUUUCCUUCAGUUUACCGUGAACAUCAGAUGCCUAAUGUCCAUAUCAUCUCGGACACUGUUGUCAUAGCCAAUGAUGUUUGGAAGGUGGGUGAUUUGGUAGAUUGGUGGACUGACAAUUGCUUUUGGACUAGAAGGAUAACUGAAAAGUUUGAUGACGAAAAUGUUAAGGUUGAAUUGCUACCUCCUCCCAGGGGUGAAGGGUCUUUAUAUGACGCUUCUUGCAAAGACUUGCGUCCAUCAUUGGAAUGGUCUGUAGAUGAGGGUUGGAAGUUGCCCAAGGGGGAUAAAUAUGGUCAUUUUUGUGCUCGAAUAGUCAAGCCUCUUAAUCAAGUUUCAAGUUUACAUAUUCAAGAUACCUCAAAACAGAUGUUGGGAAUGACGGACAAAUUUGAUGACAAUGGAUUAAAGAAGAAGAAAAUUGAUGGAAGUCUUUGUUUGAAUUCCACAUACUCUGAUACAAUAGAGGCUGCAGUUUUGGAUUUGGAGGAACUUAUAUGUCGGGUUAAAUGGCUUCAACGCAUCUUAGAUUUCGGAACGCCAUUACCAGAUACUUCAAAGUCUUCUUGGAAGUUCAUAGAACACCGUUCAUCAUCUAUACCAAAAUGAGUGCUUGUGCAGAAGGUUAGUUUGCAUGAUUAAUAAUUAUUGAGUAGUUUGCCUAUCAUUUGAUUAAGCUGGUUUAAACCUGGAUUUGUGCAUUGCUGUUCACUUUAAUGAUGUGAUUGAUUUAGUAAUGC
Molecule: messenger RNA, 1040 nt
Organism: Hibiscus syriacus
Lineage: Eukaryota; Viridiplantae; Streptophyta; Magnoliopsida; Malvales; Malvaceae
Exons: 7
Coding region: 1-909 (302 amino acids)
Source: RefSeq, a predicted model, not a curated record